AUGCAAGAGACAUCAAAGACAUAUUAUCCAAGGUUUACACCUCAGAUGCCUACAGAGCAAUUGUCAAUUUCAAACUCGUUAAAUUCUACAACCUCAAUCGCGAUAACCAUAUCAACUACUUUAAACUCAACGAUCAAAGAAAAGGAUGAUUUAUUAAAUUUAUUGAAUCUAGAGCCUCUACUAGAUAUCCUUGAUAAUAAAAUCAGCAUGUCUGACUACUUCUUGAUGCCUUCUCCAUAUAACAAUUUAAAUCACUUGAAAAAUUAUUUUUCAUCACCACCAGCACCAUCACCACCAUCAGCACCAAACCCACCAGUACAAGAACAAGAACAAGAACAACCAAAACCAAAACCUUUGGAUUUAGAAAUUAAUGAUGGAAAAAAUUCAUUGGAUCCUCAAAUCGAACCUCCAACUUCAGCUACAAAAAGUAAACAAAAGAGUUAUUUCAAUUUGGAAUUAAUGAACAAUAUCUUUAAAUAUCAUAAACAUUUGCUUUACGAUUUAUCAAAUGAUCCUGUUCUAGUCAACAAUAAAAACCCUUCUUAUCUUCUUUUACUCCAAAACCACAAGAUCCAUUUUUUCCUACUCGACCCAAAUAAUCAAAGAUUAAAUCUUUUACCAAGAUCGUUAAAAUAUAGACUAGACCUAUCUGGCUACUUGAAUCAACUGGACCGAUUUCAAAAAUUCAAUACUCAAAAAAAGCAAUCUGUAGACAUCUUAAGAGUUAUGUGUCUUAACUCCUUUAUAAGAAAUCUAGAUAGGCCUUUAAUAUCAAAUCUAGAGAAAAAUUUAUCCUUCAAACUACAGAAAUUCAACUUCAUCUUAAACUCUUCAAAUGAUUCUCAAUCAGAAGGAAACUCAAUUUUAGACAAAAUUUUGAAUAACAUUUACAAUCAAAAUAUCGACAUUGAUAUCACUUCCUUUAUUGUCAACAUUCAAAUCUUGACUCAAAAAAUGAAAAGUUUGGGCUAUAAAUUCGACAUCUAUAAAGUAAAUUUCAAUACUUUUACUCAAUUUUUCAAUGCGAUUGAAGAAAACAUCCAAAAAAUUUUGCCAUCCAAUAACUCGAAGACAUCAAACAAUUUAUUAGUUCAUUUGAAUGGCAUUAUGCCCCUACUUAAUUUAAAUAUAGAUCUUUAUAAAAGAACUUUCAUCGUAAAUAAACAUGGAACUAUCCAACUUAUUAUUGAUGAAAAUAAUCCUCACAAUUUGAAAACUAUUUCGAAUGAAAAUAUUCGAAGUAACCUUAAAAACUCUAUGACAAUUAAACCAAAUGCUCAAAAAAUCCAAGCUCAGAUACCUAUCAAUCUCUAA
This is a messenger RNA of Ascoidea rubescens DSM 1968, 1314 nucleotides long. RefSeq lists its product as uncharacterized. The record is from RefSeq and is a predicted model, not a curated record. The transcript is spliced from 3 exons. The coding region runs from base 1 to 1314 and encodes 437 amino acids. Lineage: Eukaryota; Fungi; Ascomycota; Saccharomycetes; Ascoideales; Ascoideaceae.